AUGUCACACUCUCGCGAGGACCCGGGUACCCUGGACGAUCAGAACACUGGUCGCCACACCCCUGGUCUAGCUACCAACGUUGACGCGGAGAAACAGCAAAGUCAAGGACGUGUGAAACAAAAGAAAUCAGCAUAUGCAGGCCUCGGGUGGUUGGACCGACUCCUGGUCCUCUGGAUCUUGUUAGCAAUGAUCGUCGGCAUCCUGCUUGGCAAUUUUGUCGACGGAGUUGGGCCAGCUCUCCAGAAAGGCAAAUUUGUCGACGUCUCUGUUCCCAUAGCUGUCGGUCUGUUGGUGAUGAUGUACCCAAUCCUCUGCAAAGUCAAGUAUGAGACCUUGCAUCGCAUUUUUGGCCAUCGUCAGAUUUGGAUCCAACUGGGUUUCAGCGUUGUGGCCAACUGGAUUAUUGCUCCCGUUCUCAUGCUCGGAUUAUCUUGGACCUUCUUGCCGGAUCGACCUGAACUUCGCAACGGCCUCAUCUUUGUGGGGCUGGCACGUUGCAUUGCCAUGGUCCUGAUUUGGACUGGUCUUGCAGGCGGCGAUGAGGAGUACUGCGCAAUUCUUGUGGCUUUCAAUUCAGUCCUCCAGAUGGUCCUCUACGCCCCUCUGGCCAUUCUGUUCGUGAACGUCAUAAGCCACGGGGAAAGCUUUGAAGUUGCGUACGCGACAGUCGCUCGGAGCGUCGGGGUCUUUCUCGGAAUCCCUCUUGGAGCUGCCAUCACGACCCGCUUAAUCCUCAGGAACAUCAACGCUACCUGGUACGACCGGAAAUUCCUCCAAUGGAUUGCUCCGUGGUCGCUGUUAGGACUUCUUUACACGAUUCUCGUUCUGUUCGCCUCCCAGGGAGAGCAGGUCGUCCAUCAAGUUGUCUCAGUUGUCCGAGUAGCUGCCCCUCUUAUUGUAUACUUUGUGGUCAUUUUCUUUUUGACGCUUUUGAUCACAAAACGCAUCGGGUUUGGAUACAAACUUGCGGCUACGCAGAGCUUCACUGCAGCCAGUAACAACUUCGAACUGGCUAUUGCGGUUGCGGUGGCCACUUUUGGAGCUACCAGCGACGAGGCACUGGCCACUACCGUUGGUCCCCUAAUUGAGGUGCCGGUGUUAAUUUCACUUGUUUAUGUUGCGAGAUGGAUUGCCGGUCGUUGGAACUGGGAAGACUAG
Messenger RNA from Exophiala spinifera, 1158 nucleotides. RefSeq names its product arsenical-resistance protein. The record is from RefSeq and is a predicted model, not a curated record. Gene Ontology annotation, molecular function: antimonite transmembrane transporter activity; antiporter activity; arsenite transmembrane transporter activity. The transcript has 4 exons. Gene Ontology annotation, biological process: antimonite transmembrane transport; arsenite transport. Lineage: Eukaryota; Fungi; Ascomycota; Eurotiomycetes; Chaetothyriales; Herpotrichiellaceae. Bases 1 to 1158 code for a protein of 385 amino acids. Gene Ontology annotation, cellular component: plasma membrane.